Messenger RNA from Carassius auratus (goldfish), 2479 nucleotides. Its product is annotated as hippocalcin-like protein 1. The coding region runs from base 328 to 909 and encodes 193 amino acids. The record is from RefSeq and is a predicted model, not a curated record. Gene Ontology annotation, molecular function: calcium ion binding. The transcript has 5 exons. Lineage: Eukaryota; Metazoa; Chordata; Actinopteri; Cypriniformes; Cyprinidae.
UUAAAGCGGCACCACGUAAUCCUACCAACACCCUCCCUAGCUUUAAAUCCGCUCGUCCGGUGCAGUUGUGUAGACGCACAGCCUCCUCCUCCUCCUCCUCCGUGGCUCGUGUUCCUCGGUAACAUGGUGUGCAGCGCGCGGCAGCAGUAGACGUAUCGCUGGACCGUAAGAGAAGGCGCUCGCACUGCUUGUCCUGCUCUCCUUCCACAACAAAUCAACGCAACGAGGGAAACUUUGCGUUUCUUGGACACGGUCUUACCUCAUUGGCCCUCAUUGGUCUGACCUGGGGCCUCGGCGUUGUCACUGCGCACACAGAGACAUAUCAUCAUGGGAAAACAGAACAGCAAACUCAGGCCCGAGAUGCUACAGGACCUGAGGGAGAACACAGAGUUCACUGACCACGAGCUGCAGGAGUGGUACAAGGGGUUUCUGAAAGACUGCCCCACUGGGCAUUUGAACGUUGAGGAAUUUAAGAAGAUCUAUGCCAACUUCUUCCCAUACGGUGAUGCCUCUAAGUUUGCUGAACACGUCUUUCGUACGUUUGACACGAACAACGAUGGGACCAUUGAUUUCCGGGAGUUCAUUAUUGCUCUGAGUGUGACAUCGCGGGGAAAACUGGAGCAGAAGCUGAAGUGGGCCUUCAGCAUGUACGAUCUGGAUGGCAACGGUUACAUCAGCCGUGAGGAAAUGUUAGAGAUUGUGCAGGCCAUUUAUAAGAUGGUGUCAUCGGUGAUGAAAAUGCCUGAGGAUGAAUCCACACCAGAGAAGAGGACAGAUAAGAUAUUCAGACAAAUGGACCUGAACAAUGAUGGCAAGCUGUCUUUGGAAGAGUUCAUAAAAGGUGCCAAAAGUGAUCCCUCCAUUGUGCGGCUACUACAGUGUGACCCCAGCAGUGCUUCACAGUUUUGAGUCGCUCCAGACAACCGGCACUCAAUGCAUGAAAGCUCUUAUAUCUCAUUCAUUUUUGUGUUCCAGACAGAAGAGUUUUAAGAAAAAAAGUGCAACAAUUCUGCUUUCAGUUUUUCCCAGAAUGGACAUGUGUACAUCUGAAGCACAAAGACAACACCUGCCGGGACAUUCUCUGUCUGGUGCGUGGCAUCCGUCCUUGUCUCUGCAGAAGCUGAUGGAGUACUCGACUCAAAAAAAAUAUAUAUAAAAAAGCGGCCGAUAGUGUUCCAGGGUCCAGAUUUUGGAAAAGAAUGUUCCUUUUUAGGAAUCAUGCAUGCGCUUUUGAACUUCACCACCCUUCUUGUGUUUAAUAUCUGUGCUGUUUUGUUUCUCUUCCUCUUUGUUUUGUGAGGGCACAGUUCCCCAUCUACUUUUUAUAUUGAUAUGUAUGUGUAUAUACAGUAUAAAUGCAUUGAGAAACAUGAUAGGACUACAAAGGAAGGAAGUAAUAGACAUCACAUGCGUCUUAUGGCAGUAUUAUGUAGCUUUGGGCAGUAUCCACUAUCCAGAUUUUAGCCUCCAAUUGACCCAGUGGACAGAUGGACUGAAUGUUGGGAUUUUUCUGCUCUGGCAGCAGAGAAGGCUGAGGAUCCCAUUCUAGAAUUUUGUUCAUUUCAUUUUUGUUGUAAAUAUGUGGUUUGCUUUCAUUAUUUCGUUAUUUAUUUUUUUGCAUUUUUAUGGCGUUUAUUUUAACCGGGGAUAUUUUAUUACUGUCAAAACUAGACGUGAGACACUUGAUGUAUUAUGCCGUUUGGAGUUAGUUGUUAGUCAUUCGAGGCUUUUCAGUGCAUUGUGGGACAUUUUUGCAUCAGGGAACACAUUCCGUUGAAUGGAAGACACUGGUAGCACAUAUCAUUUGAAGCGCUUCAUCUGUGUGCGUGCGGUUAUGCGCGUUUGUAUGUACGCAAGAAUGACGGUUUGCAUGUUUUGGUGUAUGUAUGCGUCUGUGCUAACUUUAUAGUCAUAUUGUGUAGUUAAUACAAUAUCUUUGUAUGCAAGCAAGUUUUUGAACCCUGAUUUGAAGCAGCAAAUUCGUGACACCUUGAUCCGGUAAUCCUUGAAUGGUACUCAAAAUCACAACCUUAGGUUUCCAUCAACAUCAUAGACAGGAAUGUACAAAGUUAUAAUUUAUAAUCAUUUCUCACCUUUAGAUAAAAAGUUUGAAUCCUUAAAGCGAUCACUAAGGGCUUAUUUCCACUCUUGAAUCAACAGGUGUGAAGAGAACGCCACUGCUUUGGUUUUUCUUUUCGUUUUAUGCAGCGACUGAGAUUCCAUGACCUGAAUUCUCCAGGUGGUCCUGCUUUUGUAGCAUGCAGCAUUCGUUUGUGAACUCCAUAUAUGCCCACUCUCAAUACAUGUGUAGCUGUCUCACUUUUCUGGCAUCUAUGUUGCUUCCAUAUUUGUACUGAGACCAUAUUUGAUGCUGCACCCUCUAUGGCAACUUUCCUCUAUUAUGUUGCAUGGAAACCUCAUGCGAGGACAUAAUGAUUGUCCCCUUUUACUGACGUUGAAAAAUAUACAUAUGUGUUUA